Molecule: messenger RNA, 267 nt
Organism: Parastagonospora nodorum SN15
Lineage: Eukaryota; Fungi; Ascomycota; Dothideomycetes; Pleosporales; Phaeosphaeriaceae
Exons: 2
Coding region: 1-267 (88 amino acids)
Source: RefSeq, a predicted model, not a curated record
AUGGCGAAAAUUGCCUUGCAAGGCACGUGGUUUGAGCUGCGUCUUGUCGCGGCAGCUGCCGAAGAAAACUACACGACAGUGAACUUCACGUUGGUUCUCCGUCUCGAGUCCCCGUGUCGACUCAUGUCCCCGUGGCAUGCAAGGGCGGGUGUCGACAGCAUGGAUGGGAGCGCAGCAGCGAGGAUAGGAGCGCAGCAGCGAGGAUGGGAGCGCAGCAGCGAGGAUAGGAGCGUAGCAGCGAGGAUGGGAGCGCAGCAGCGAGUAUAG